CUUCAUUCUUGUGAAAUUAUAAAUCUACCCCAGAGGGCAAAGAAAGUAACUGAGGAAGAAUGGAAGGGGAAGAGCUGGAAGUCAUGGGGUCUCUCUCAGAGGUUUUACAACCUGAAGUCACUGUGGUGGUGACAGGAGAGCCACCUGAAGCUGCAGAAGAAGAUCUAGAUUAUGAAGAAGAGGAAGUGACCUCCCCAGAAGUCAUAGAGAGACUGUCCCUUCUCGACGUGCUGCGGGUGUCCACAGUCAUGGAGGACAUCAUUGACCAGCUCUCUAUUCUAGGCUACAUCAUUCCGGUGCAGUAUGAGAGAAGGCAGAGCCUCAGCCAGAAAGCCAGCCAUGAAGGAGCAUCUAUGAUUCCAAGCACACCAAAAAUAUCGGCUUCUUUGAUAACUAAAGAAAAAUCCAUGGCAGAAAACAAACAGAGAGGGCAGGAUUAUACAUUUAAAAAACCUACAAAGCAGACCACGAUGACUCUGGAGACGCUGAAGAAAAUUCAGAAUGACAGGCAAUAUUUCAGUGAUGUGAUUGCAAACACCAUGGUGGAGAUGCAGGAUUCCGGCUCUUUCACCAGUCUCCUGGAAGCCCUGGGCAAAGAGAGAGACAGCAAGAUGAAUUUCCAUGACGUCAUCACAAGGGAGGAAAAGGGAAGAAGACAGAUAAAAUCUCUUCAAAAACAGUUAGUUGAUGUCAAAAGGGAGCGUCAGAUGCAAGUACAGAACGGGAACGAAUACAUUGCUCACCUCAGGGACCAGUUACAAGAGAUGAAGGCGAAAACCAACUUGGAGAAUCUUUAUAUGAAAAGAAAUACUGAGCUGCAGAUUUCCCAGACCCAGAAGAAAUGUAACCGAGCAGAAGAACUCUUGCUGGAGGAGAUUGAGAAGCUGAGGAUGAAAACUGAAGAGGAGAACCGGGUUCACACGGAGAUCGAAAUGUUCCUUAAAAAGCAGCAGCAGAAACUUGAGGAGAAGCUGGAAUUCUGGAUGGAGAAGUUUGAUAAGGACACAGAAGCAAAGCAGAACGAGUUGAACGCUCUCAAGGCCGCCAAGGCCAGCGACCUCGCACAUCUUCAAGACCUGGCAAAGAUGAUUCGGGAGUAUGAGCAGGUCAUUAUUGAGGACCGGAUAGAAAAGGAGAAGACCCGGAAGAAGUUGGAGCAGGAUGACCUCGAACUGAGGAGCAUUGUGAAGCUCCAAGCCUGGUGGCGAGGUACAGUGGUUCGGAAGGAAAUUGGAAAUUUCAAAAUGCCCAAGAAAGAGAAAGAUGACAGCAAAGACUCCAAAGGCAAGGAGAAGGAGAAGCGGAGAGGCAAGAAGUAACGAGCGUCUGCUGUUCCUCCUCAGGCCUCGAGACACGCGUGGUGCAGCCACAGCACCACCUCAGGGAGGUCACUCUGCCUGCCACUGUAGCUUCCAACUCCAGUGAGGGCUCUCACAUGGCUGGGGGCUCCUCAGACUAGACUGUGGGGAAGUCAUGCUGAGAGCUUUGUGAACAGCCCUAUUCUCUCACCAGAAAGCAGUUCAUUGGCUUACAGUGAAGUAUUAAAAACUCCUGACACAUCUGAUUCGGA
Apodemus sylvaticus (European woodmouse) is the source of this 1570-nucleotide messenger RNA. It is a transcript of the gene Iqcg, whose product is annotated as IQ motif containing G. Gene Ontology annotation, biological process: cilium organization; sperm axoneme assembly. The record is from RefSeq and is a predicted model, not a curated record. NCBI's taxonomy places the organism in Eukaryota, Metazoa, Chordata, Mammalia, Rodentia, Muridae. Gene Ontology annotation, molecular function: protein binding. The coding region runs from base 60 to 1319 and encodes 419 amino acids. The transcript has 10 exons. Gene Ontology annotation, cellular component: cytoplasm; sperm flagellum.